UCCCAUGACGUCACUACAGAUCAUUACGGAAGUAAACCGGGCGACGAAACCUGACAGUAACCCAAAUAAGUUGGUGUGUACGCUUGACAAAUAUUUCCAGUCUGUCAUCAUGCUGGGCGGACGAUUCAAAGCGGAGAGGUUAAGAGUCAACCUAAGGCUGGUCAUUAAUCGACUCAAACUCCUUGAGAAAAAGAAAACUGAGCUUGCUCAAAAGGCAAGGAAGGAGAUCGCAGAUUACCUGUCAUCAGGAAAGGAUGAGCGGGCUCGGAUCCGUGUGGAGCACAUUAUCAGAGAAGACUAUAUGGUGGAAGCCAUGGAGAUCCUGGAGCUCUACUGUGACCUGCUGCUGACUCGCUUUGGCCUCAUCCAGUCUAUGAAGGAACUGGACCCAGGCUUACAGGAGGCAGUGUCCACCCUCAUCUGGGCAGCGCCUCGUCUCCAGGCAGAGGUGUCUGAACUAAGAACUGUGUCUGAGCAGCUAUGUGCCAAAUAUAGCAAGGAGUACGGCAAGCUGUGCAGGACAAACCAGAUUGGCACAGUCAACGAUAGGCUGAUGCACAAACUGGGUGUGGAGGCCCCUCCCAAGAUCUUGGUCGAGCGCUACCUGAUAGAGAUCGCCAAGAACUAUAAUGUGCCGUAUGAACCUGACGCCAUGGUCCGGCCCGAGGUGUGUCUUGGAGAGGAGGCAGACCUGAUUGACGUGGACACUGACAAGAAGUUUGGAGGAGGAGGAGGAGGAGGAGGAGGAGGAGGAGGAGGAGGUGGUGGUGGUGGUGGUGGUGGUGGUUUCACUGCUCCUCCUGGUGGUUUCGCUCCUCCUGGUGGUUUCACUGCUCCUCCUGGUGCUAUGCCCAUGGGUAUGCCCAUGCCCAUGCCUAUGCCAACAGCUUUCAACUAUCCAACUCCUAAAGGACCUGGACAGUUUGACAAUCCCACUGGAACCUACAACAACUUCCAGCACCCCAUGGGAGGAGGGCAGCCCCCUCAGCUGCCCUCUUGUCCCCCCACAUACGAGUCUAUUGAUGACCUAACUGACAAACCUUCUGUUCCUUCCCAGGCCGUAGGUCCUGGCCCUUCAUCUCAGCUAUUUGACAACAACGCUCUCCCAGAACUCCCCUCUGUUCCCGACACACUCCCCACAAACUCCUUCGGCAGAAACGCCACCACCUCAGAUGACAUCGACUUUGACGACCUAACGCGGCGGUUUGAGGAGCUGAAGAAGAAGACCUAAUUGCUUUAUCUCUGGUCUUUACACAUGCACACGCACACAUACACACACACACAGGCAUGUGCUGUCAUCUACGCAGUUCAGAACUGGAAAUGAUUCAGAUAGCUCUCCCUUCCACGGUGAAGUAAUCUUACAUAGAUAUUAAACAUACAUGUAUGCAUUCUUACCUCAUUUAUAUAAACAUGACCUUGGCAGUUAGCAGAAAUCUCAUUUCUAUUGGCGGUACCAGUGAGUUCCAUAUGUUUUCAUUUCUUACAUACAAUCAUGUGGGUUUUGCCUCCUGUUCACUCCUCUUUAAGGUCACACUGACUUUUAUCUUUUCCAGUUUGUCUAUGUAACUUAGAUUUUAAUUGUUGCUUCUCCCUGCGUUUUUUAUGGAGGGGGGGUGGGGGUGAAUAUUUACAGUACAAGCCUUAAUUCUACUUUCCACAUGCUUUGCUUUGCACUGAGUGACAAGGGUCAGUCUGAGACGAGUCAAACAAGCCAGACUGGCCGGCCCAGUUUGAUGGGGAGCUGGCUUUCACACUAACAGAGGCCAGAGAUUUCCCCAACACCUGCAAUUUAUUUAAUUUUUACAUAAAGGUAUGAGGACAGAUUGACGCUAUAUUUUCAGUGUCUCGCUCGGUCAUGCAGUUUUGUUCGAGUAGGAAGGACGUUUUUAAACACUCCUUACACUUCAAGGCUUAUCUAUAUCAGAAACAAUGUGUACUGUAGGAGCCCUCCUGGAAAAGCCCACGGUGACGCAUGUCAGACCUGUUACAGGGGUGGUGGGGCACAGAUAUAAAGCGAUAAAACAGUGUAUGAAAACCUUACCAUUUACAAUGAUAUAGACAUAUUUGCAAAUAAUUGAACUGUACUGGAAAAUAAGUUUGGAAGUAGGGAGUUCUUCAAUAUUUGACAAAUAUUUUUUUUUUAAUAAAAAUUAUAUUCUUCCCUUUUGAAUGUCAGUCUUGCCAAAUGUCUGCACCUUCUUAACAUUAAAGUACUUAAAUUACAAGCCGAUGUGUGCACACACACGAGCAGCCACACACCCUGAUUUGAUUGAUUAGAUGUAAAUAGUGACGUCAGAGGUGGUUGGUUUGUGUUGUCCUCUGUGAUCAUGUGUGCAUGUCUCUUAUACUGUAUGUGCACCACUACAUUUGCCUUAGUUACCUCUUCUCAUCAGAGGCCUUGCCAGUCUGUACUAGGAUUAUGUGUUUGUUUUCCAUCCAGACCGGAUACAUGUUAUCUGUGUGGGUCUUAUUACACUUUGCUUUGCACAUAAACAACUCUCUCAAAACCUGUUGCGGUGAAAUUUGUAGAUUGGAUGAAACUCCUGUACUGGCAAUAUAGUUUGUUUUUAUUUCCUGUGGAGAAAAGGGAGUCGGAGGGUUUUUGUUGUCUUACAGACGUGACGUGUCGCCGCAACCUAACCACACCCAGCUCUGCUUGCAUGGCAAAUGGGCGGUGGACUUGAAUGCAAUGAUUCAGCGAUCUCUGGAAAGCCGAUUCAAAGGCUGUCUAGCCGGUUGAUGGGUUUAGGUUAUUGAUAGGUUGGACAAAAUAGAGAAUAUUAACACUAAAGAACUGUGAUCUGCUCACUGUCUUUUCUAUGAUAGACUGUUCUUUCAUGCUAAACAUUGAGACACAAAAUUGUGUCUUGUUGCAAAAAAAAAGUUUUUUUCCACUCUAUACUAAAAUAUCAAUUUAAUAAAAGAGUAUUUGGAACUUGAAA
Molecule: messenger RNA, 2942 nt
Organism: Anarrhichthys ocellatus (wolf-eel)
Lineage: Eukaryota; Metazoa; Chordata; Actinopteri; Perciformes; Anarhichadidae
Gene: ist1
Product: IST1 factor associated with ESCRT-III
Exons: 10
Coding region: 5-1231 (408 amino acids)
Biological process (GO): protein transport
Source: RefSeq, a predicted model, not a curated record